UCCCUUUCCGUCUGUAUAUCUCUUUCUCUCUGAGCGCAUGAGACUCGAAAGGUUCUCUUCUAGAAACCUGAGCGCAGAAGUCACCCAAACGAGAGGCGAUACCUCCCCCCUCGGAACAUGGCUACGAUCGUAACCUCCACCAGAUUCACAGAUGAAUAUCAGCUGUACGAAGAGCUCGGAAAGGGUGCCUUUUCAGUGGUCAGGAGAUGCGUAAAAAAAUCAACUGGCCAGGAAUAUGCUGCUAAAAUUAUUAACACAAAAAAACUUUCAGCAAGAGAUCAUCAAAAACUGGAACGCGAGGCCCGAAUCUGUCGCCUGCUCAAACACCCAAACAUCGUCCGACUCCAUGACAGUAUCUCAGAAGAAGGCUUUCACUACCUGGUGUUUGACCUUGUCACCGGUGGAGAGCUGUUUGAAGACAUCGUCGCCAGAGAGUAUUACAGCGAAGCUGAUGCAAGUCAGUGCAUCAGCCAAAUCCUGGAAAGUGUCAAUCACAUCCACCAGCAUGACAUUGUGCACAGGGAUCUCAAACCAGAGAACCUGCUCCUGGCCAGCAAGAUGAAAGGGGCGGCGGUCAAGCUGGCAGAUUUUGGCCUGGCCAUUGAGGUGCAAGGCGACCAGCAGGCGUGGUUUGGUUUUGCAGGCACACCCGGCUACCUCUCACCAGAGGUCCUGAGGAAGGACCCGUAUGGCAAACCCGUGGACAUCUGGGCCUGCGGUGUCAUUCUGUACAUUCUGCUGGUGGGCUACCCUCCCUUCUGGGAUGAAGACCAGCACAAACUCUACCAGCAGAUCAAAGCAGGGGCGUAUGACUUCCCCUCUCCUGAGUGGGACACAGUCACCCCCGAGGCCAAGAAUCUGAUCAACCAGAUGCUGACCAUCAAUCCGGCCAAGAGGAUAACUGCUGAACAGGCCCUCAAACACCCCUGGGUCUGCCAACGCUCCACAGUUGCCUCCAUGAUGCAUCGCCAGGAGACCGUGGAGUGCCUGAGAAAGUUCAACGCCCGCAGAAAACUGAAGGGGGCCAUUCUCACCACCAUGCUGGUGUCCAGGAACUUCUCAGUGGGCCGGCAGCAUACCAGCCCUGCUGCCGCCACCACCAGCACUGCCGCGCUGGCACAGGAAGCCUGCAAAAGCUUGUUAAACAAAAAAGCUGAUGGAGUGAAGCCGCAGACGAACAACAAUAAAAACAACGUUGUAAGCAGCAACAAGGAUAGUGCGUCCUCUACACCAAUGGAACCACAGACCACUGUGGUGCACAACCCUGUGGACGGCACUAAGGGUUCCUCAGAGAGCUGCAACACCACGGAGGAAGAGGAAGUGAAAGGUAGGAAAGCGGCGGCGGCGGCGGGCUGCGCUGCCAGCAGCGACAGCGCGGUAAUGAGCCAGUGCAGCGGGAACGAGGGAUCGGCCCAGUGCCCGCCCAGCUCUGCCCCACUGCAUAAUAAAAAGCGCAUGGCUUGGCACAGCACAGGACACUCCUGCCCUGAUCUCGAGCAUGCUUCGAGCUCACCCCCCACAUGGGGCAGCGUCGCGCCACAGUCUCGCAAGCAGGAGAUCAUUAAGAUUACGGAGCAGCUGAUUGAAGCGGUUAAUAACGGAGACUUUGAGGCUUACACGAGAAUUUGUGAUCCUGGGUUGACUUCGUUUGAACCAGAAGCUCUUGGAAACCUGGUGGAGGGCAUGGACUUCCACAAGUUCUACUUUGAAAACCUUCUGAGUAAAAACAGCAAGCCGGUUCACACCACCAUCCUGAACCCGCACGUACACCUGAUCGGGGAGGAUGCGGCCUGCAUCGCAUACAUCCGCCUGACGCAGUACAUCGACGGGCAGGGCCGGCCGCGCAGUAGCCAGUCGGAGGAGACGCGUGUGUGGCACCGCCGCGACUCCAAGUGGCUCAAUGUGCACUUCCACUGUUCUGGAGCCCCCGCUGCACCCUUACAGUGAUUUCACCAGGCACAGCUUGGAUUCUUAAGCUGAUCGGAGCGUUUCUUCUCCAUGGUCGGAAUGGCGUCGGGGGGGCCUGGCUGGAUGAGACCCGUGGAAGUUUAAAAAAGGAGGAAAAAAAAAAAGAGGAAAAAUUAACAACAUAAAAAACCAACAGACGACAAACACCACUGAUCCAGUCCAAACCUAGAUAGACAUUGGGAGCCGGCCGUGACAGCGGCUCCGCCCUUCGGACGGUGCAUGCAUCUCUCGCCCAGAGGGGGGCGCUGUCUUGUCGUAAAUUCUACGGAUCCAUCUUUUUGCCCGUUUUAAGAUGUCCAGGAGGGGUUUCGAGUGUAUAUCAACAUAUAUAUAUAUGAUAUAAAAAAAAAUAAUGAAAAAAUUAAAUGUACGAGAAACUGCAGACUAAAAAGCACGUAAGUACAGAAGUAGGAAGUUCCAUGCUCAUUUGAGGGGAAAGUUGAGAAAAAAAUAUAUAUGCGCGUACCUCAACAGUUGAAUGCCAGGUGGCGCAAUAUUUUUUAUUUUUUAUUUUAUUCUCGAAACUUAAUACGGUGUGCGUGUUUAUAUUUUGGAUGCAAAGGUCGAGUGAAAAUGGAGAAAUCUUAACAAGCUUAAAUACGAAACUUAAUAUCAAAAGUACAAGCACCAAAGUAUAGAUGUUAGGCAUGUCAGACUUUUUUUUCUUUUGCACUGUUGUUACUUUUUGGGAGGGGCAGAAGGCUAUAGUGGGCGGGGAAAGUUUUUAAGUAUUCUAUUGUGUUACUGGAACUGAUUUUUUUCUUUUUUUUUCUUUUUUUUUUUUACCACUGAAUGAUAAUGUAUUUGACAGUAUAUAGUGUUUCAAGUGAAUUAAUUUUAAGAAAAAUGGGGGCGUUGAUUUUUUUAUGAUUAAUAUUUAAGCUAUAUAUACAUGUACAAUAAAUAUAUAAGGGGAGGAAGUGAAAGCGUGGCUCUGCUUUAGAGGGAGAGAGGGGCUUGGAAAAGGCCAUUCGCGAUUGGCUCGCUCGAUAACAUCCUCUCCCGGGCGCCCCUCCCUCCGGGCUGCUCGUCUUGGCUGCGUUUUUGAAAACCUGUUUAUAAAUGUAUAUGUUUAUGAAUAUGUAUAUAAAAAGGCACAAACCCGCCGUGUGUGUGGGCUUCCCGCCAUCCACAAGGCUCCCUCUGGCCUGCCUACCCCACCCCGACCCACCCCUGAAAAAAUUUAAGAAAACACCCCCCACGCUAAACCUGAGGUUGCAGAACGCACAUGCUAUCAGUGCUAGGUCGAUGAGAAACUGCUGCCUUGCUUCAAAUUGGAGGGGGGUUCUACAGGUGGGGAUCAAACACUACCAUGGGCUUCUUUCUCGCUCUUUUCUGAGUUGGUGGGGUGGACUCUCCCAAAUUCCUCUCCCCCAUCUCCAUACCUUGGUAUAGGGACACUCCAAAUGCCAAUGCUGUCCCCUCCCUACUAACAUAACCCGUCUUAUUCCAAACAACUUCUUAAUACUAUUUUUAAAUGAUAUUAUUUAAAAAAAUAUAUUUAAAAAGAAAACAAAAAAAAAGAAAACAAUCAUUAGAUUUAAAAGAAAAAAAAAAUGGCCUGAACUGUUUUUGCACAAACUCGAGACUCGAUGCUGUUACGUUCACACUGAGAGGUGGACUUUCUGCAACUUCAGGUCGUUCCUCCCUCCCCUGGCGCCUCUGAGGGUCAGAGGUCGAGGGGCGGGGGUCAGGAGGAGGAGGAAGGGGGGGGUAUGUGUGGCUGGCUGUCACACAGUUGCUGCCGUCCAUCCGUUUGCCCGUUCGAGGGUUCACCGCGCGCCGCAGGGUUUUAACAUUGCAGACCCGCCCUGGUCUGGGCCACGGCUAUAGGAGAGCCAGCGGGCACGGUCGCGGUCACCAGUCCCGUGACAGUCCGGACGGGGAACGAAGCUCAGUCGAGAGUUUUGGCGGUCAUCCCGGGGCCACCCUGAUCGAUCGAUCGAUCACACUGGCCUGGCUCCGCCCUCACCGGUUUCCGUCAUUGACAGCGUUGUCUUUGUUACCUUGUACCUUCGUAGUGUUGUUCUUACUUGUAACGAGUGUCACGUGGCUGUUAUUUCUUUUAUUUUAACUGUUACUAGAGUUGUGGGGUUGUGGAGAAGAUGGAGCUCAGGUCAGCUCAUGCCCCUUGUUCUCUUUCCCUCGACCCUCGUGGUCGCACCCGAUUUUCCCCCCCGUACUUGCACCCGCACCCAUCCCUCACACAGGCACACACACGAGUGUCCUUGCAUGCUGCACACACGCAUGCUUUUUGCGGAUACACAAUCAUACCGUGCUGUAUGCUUUCACGUACCCUAUGUAUGCUGCACAUGCACAUGCACACUCGCACGCGCACACACAUACACACGCGCACACACACACACACACACACACACACACACACACACACUCACAUUUGCUUUGCCCCUUAAAUGGUAAUUACCAGGACAACCACUGGGGUUCCACAGAAUGGACAGGACAUGGGGAAACAUAAGCAGAAGUUACUGAAACUCCUGCAAAAUGGAAAAUACACAAAACACACGUGAACACACAACCAAGCACACACCCACACAAUGAGCUCCCUUUAAACGUAUAUCUGUGUUAUUCAUGGUAGAACAUUUGAGGCACUCAAAUUCUUCACCUUGUUAACUCAUGAAGUGAAUCCGUCUUGUACAUCGAGGGGCUCCCCCCCCACUCAUGUGUCGUGUUAAUGUGCUCCACACACUGACGGCAGACAGGCAGAGGAUUGUGUGCAAAGGAUUUUCUUUUCUUUUUUUAAAGCGAAGGAUUAUUCGGUCUAGCCCUGGCCUUGCCUGUGCGUGUACGUUGUCUGCACCCCCCCACACACACCUCAUAACAUGCCUGUCGCGCCGCGCAACAUAUCAGCAACACGCCUCGGCCUCACCGCCGCUAACAAGCCAUCUGCGUGACGUUCCUCUGCGAACCUUUCAUUUCUUUUAUUCUUUUUUUCCCCAGAAAAUGUGUUUUACUUGCUCUAUGGGGAACUUUGACUGCUUUGCUUGGCCAAGUUCUAGACACCCAUUGUGUGCGCAAAGCCAAGGGUUAUGCGAUGCGAUCCGAAUGACAAACUUCCGCGCUCGAAAAAGAAGGCAGGAAGCAUGGAGGCCGGAGGGGAGGGGAGGGGGGUAACUAAUUUAAAAAAGGUCUUCAGAGAUUAGAGCCUCCCCCCCUGAACAAAUUGACCCAGAAAUACUUGAUUCUUAAAAGCCACACAAUUUCACAAGAAGAAGACUAUAUAUGCAGUUUUACAAGUGGAGGGAUUAUGCAUGUCUACUUUCUGGUUAAUAUUUUUCACUGUCUGUGUUGAUAAAAAAAGAAAAGAAAAAAAAGCUAAAAAUCUGUAUGUUAGUUGCAUCUUUGAGGUAAAAAUGAAACCUGCUCCAUCUCGGAUAUAAAUGAUGUAUCAAAUUCAAAAAAAAAAAAAGAAGAAAAAAAAAAAGCCUUAGCUUGGUAUGUUCCCAUCCUUAUUAGUAAAUUUAUUGCAUUUGUAACAGUAUAUUAUUGGGGCUACAUAUAAAUAUACUCUUUGAGUUCUAAAUUGGAUGCUGGAUUUUGCAUGAUCAUAACAAUAAAUCAUGAAUUUAAAACUAUCAAGUGUUUGAAUGUUAGUAGGUCUUCAUAAUAGCUUUGUUAUUAUUGAAACUUGGAUCUGAAAAUAUUUAAUAAAAAUGACAUUUAACAGCA
Messenger RNA from Conger conger (European conger), 5655 nucleotides. RefSeq names its product calcium/calmodulin-dependent protein kinase (CaM kinase) II gamma 1 (gene camk2g1). Lineage: Eukaryota; Metazoa; Chordata; Actinopteri; Anguilliformes; Congridae. Gene Ontology annotation, biological process: protein phosphorylation. Gene Ontology annotation, molecular function: calcium/calmodulin-dependent protein kinase activity; ATP binding; calmodulin binding. The coding region runs from base 118 to 1947 and encodes 609 amino acids. The transcript has 23 exons. Gene Ontology annotation, cellular component: neuron projection; cytoplasm. The record is from RefSeq and is a predicted model, not a curated record.